Polistes dominula (European paper wasp) is the source of this 2394-nucleotide messenger RNA. It is a transcript of the gene Syn, whose product is annotated as synapsin. Gene Ontology annotation, cellular component: synaptic vesicle; synaptic vesicle membrane. Gene Ontology annotation, biological process: neurotransmitter secretion. Lineage: Eukaryota; Metazoa; Arthropoda; Insecta; Hymenoptera; Vespidae. The record is from RefSeq and is a predicted model, not a curated record. Gene Ontology annotation, molecular function: metal ion binding; ATP binding.
ACUAUUAUUACCACCACUACCACUACCAUCAUCAUCACUACUACUACUACUACCUCUACUGCUACUACUACCACCUGCAACAACUGCACCCCUGGCUGCUGUUGAUGUGCCUUAAGAAAAGCUAGGAAACUUUAAAAAAAAAAAAGAAGUGGGGGAGGGAAAGAAAGAUAGAGGAAGCUAUUAAAAAAAAUCAAAACUCGUCCGGUUUUUUGUUAACGGGCGACAAUGAUAAAUUAUCGUUAUCACGACGACCACCAUAGCUUGUCUUCCAGGUUCUCGUCAGGAGAUUUGAGCUCGGAGCUCGACGAUGAACCGAAUACGGAAUCCGGGCUGGCCUCCGUGGCGCGGCAGGACUCGUCCUUGCCGUAUCAGGCGGUCCCAGAUAGGCCACUUCAAUCUCAACCAGCACCAAUACCACCAACUAAUCAACCACCGAUACCGGGUGCACCGCCAACUGGACCCCCACCUCAACCAAUUGGCGGUGAUCUCAGCUUAAACUUAAGACCGGGAUCUAGGACCACCAGUGCACCUUCAUCGCCAGCCAAAAGCCGUGAAAGUCUAUUGCAAAGAGUUCAAAGUCUUACAGGAGCUGCCAGAGAUCAGGGAGCAUCCAUUUUGGGAGCAGCAGUUUCAGGCGCCACUAGGGGACCCUCCUACAGCAAGGAUCGAUGCUUCACUCUCUUGGUGAUAGAUGAUCAGAAUACCGAUUGGAGUAAAUAUUUUCGAGGUAGAAGACUUCAUGGGGAUUAUGAGAUUCGAGUUGAACAAGCGGAAUUUCGAGAAUUGUCUUUGACAGCAAAUGAAAUUGGUACCACAGUUUCCAUGGCAGUUUAUCGCAACGGAACUAAAGUCAUCAGAUCUUUCAAGCCGGAUUUCGUGCUGGUUCGUCAAAAUUUGCGUGACGCUGGCGAGGACAACAAAAAUCUUCUUCUUGGUUUGAUGUACGGCGGCAUACCAAGUGUUAACAAUCUUACGGCUAUUUACAACUUUCAGGACAAGCCAUGGGUAUUCGCACAUUUAUUGGGUCUUCAACGCCGUUUGGGCAAAGAAAAUUUUCCUCUGAUCGAACAAACCUUUUACCCUAAUCAUCGUGAAAUGGUAAGCGCACCACGAUUCCCCGUAGUUGUGAAAUUAGGGCACGCUCAUGGAGGUAUUGGGAAGGCACGAGCUGAAACAAAUCAAGAUUUCUUGGAUCUCGCAUCUUUGGCAGCAUUGGCGAAUACUUAUAUCACCGCUGAACCAUACGUUGACACCAAAUUUGACGUACACGUGCAGAAAAUAGGAAACAAUUACAAGGCCUUCCUACGAAAAAGUAUAACUGGUAAUUGGAAAUCAAACACCGGUUCAGCCAUGUUGGAACAAGUACCAGUUAGCGAAAGACAUCGUGUUUGGAUUGACAACGUAUGCCAACUAUUUGGUGGUUUGGAUAUUUGCGCUAUCGAACUUCUCGUUGGUAAAGAUGGCCGAGAACACAUAAUUGAAGUUAAUGAUAGCGCAUUAUCAUUGAUGGGAGAUUCUCAGGAAGAAGAUCGUCGUCAUAUAGCCGAUUUGGUUACAGCUAAGAUGCAAGCCUGUUGCCGACCACCCAGCGUUUUAACGAAAACAGCCUCGAGGGGUUCCAUGUCCGGUUCUAGCCAAGCUACGAGUCCUGUUGAAGAAUCACGUAGUGCACCACCGCCAAUAGCACCACCACCUGCACCUUUAGGAUCUCAUGGAAGUAUGACCUCGAUGGCAAGCAUAGGUAGUUUAGGUUCUACCACGGCCUUAGCAGGUGACGUUACUACUUCGGAUACUCAUCAUCAACUUCAACGUCGUGAUUCUCAAGCAUCCCAAUCUAGCACGGUCAGCAGUGCACCAUCGGUCGGUAGAAGAACAGAUGAACCACCUACAAUACCAUCAAGAGUACCUUUUCAUCGUCAAGGUAGUCAAUCACAGACACAAGGUGAAGAUUCCGAAGACACCAUGAAAAAUCUUCGUAAAACGUUCGCUGGUAUAUUCGGUGACAUGUAAUUCCUUUAAAAAUCAGCUGAUUUAAUCACAAGAUAUAUAAAAAUUAUCUAAUCUGAUUUUUAGAAAUCAAGUGAAGACAAAAAAGUUAAUGUAAUAAUAACGUGUAAUUGAUCCUUAUCAAGUCUGACAAAUAUAAUAACGUCUUGUUUUAAGGGAUUUUUAUUUAAACGGUUUAAAAGAAAGUAAAAAAUAGAAAGCAAAAAAAAAACAAAAAAGUUAAACGACUCUCAAGGAUUUCCAAAAAAAAAAAAAAAGUAUUUCCUACCCGUAGCCUCGCAUCGAUGUGUAAAUAUCUAUAUAUUUGCAGAUAUUUGUUCAUUUUUAUCUAUGUAAACAAUUAUUCAAACGCGAUUACUAGAUAAGAAGGUUUUUUCGAUCUUUGAA